AUGGCGCAAACUAAAUCGCCAGACCUGGCUGCGGCUACGAUAGCAACACUCAUCUCGAGUGGUAGCGAGAUUGAGGUCUCCGAGCUCGACAAAUCAGGACACGUGCAGCAAAAAUGGCUAUAUGAGCCAAGCGGUCGCAUCGUACACAUCCGUCCGAAGGGCCACACAAACGACCUCUUCUCGCGCUCGCUGCGAGAAUGGAAGAAGAUCCUAUCUGAUUCCUUCCUGCCCGUCGGCUUUCCGCACUCUGUGUCCUCCGACUACCUGGCCUACCAGACUUUUGAUUCCCUCCAGGCCUUCUUCUCCACCAUCACCUCGCUCCUCGCCAACCGCGCGCUGCUGCAGGGCCUCGGCGUCGGCGACGCCAACUCGUCGGCCACCUUUGCGCUCUUGCUGACCAUUCUCCGCGAUGCCACCUCGCGCGUCGCGACGAUUGCGUUUGCGCACCGCUUCGGCCUCCGCAUCGAGCCAGACGCCAAGCGGUACCGGUUCCUGGCCGACCUGUUCAACGACUCGGCUUUUUUCCUCGAGCUGUACAGCCCGUACCUGUCGCCGUGGGGCAAGGUGGCCGCGCUCAGCAUCGGCGAGGCGCUCCGGGCGCUGUGCGGCGUCUCGGCCGGCGCGAGCAAGGCGGCGCUCAGCGUGCACUUUGCCAAGCAUGACAACCUGGCCGAGCUGAAUGCAAAGGAGGCCAGCCAGGAAACCGCCGUGGGGCUUAUUGGGCUCCUGGUCGGGACUGUUGUGGUCAAGGUGGUUGAAGACCAUCGGAGCGUCGUUUUCUUGAUGAUUCUUCUCGUUUUCGGUCAUCUCUGGAUGAACUACCUGGGCGUUUGCAGUGUCGAGAUGACCACACUGAACCGCCAGCGCGCCACCAUCUUAUUCCAAGAAUAUCUGCAAACAGGAAAGGUGCUUUCACCCGCCGAGGUCUCGAAGCGCGAAUACAUUGUCGUUUGGAGCCCCUCCGUCUCGAACCGACACGGUCAGAAAGUUGCUAAGAUCGAACUGGCUGAGAGCUUCGGACAUGCGAUGAGCAGCUCUACUGGUAGGGUCAAGAUUCUCGAUGGCGACAAGUACUCCAUUGCCGUCACGCCAACAUCGGCUUACAAAAACACGACGUUGCGGAUACUGCUUUGGGACAACUCGUCGCCGACGCAGGCCAUCAUGGCCUGGUUCGAGGCUGUUGAGAUGGCCUGGGCUAUGGACAAGCUCACAGGUUUCACGCAUAAUCUGCAACGGGUGUUUAGCAACGAAGAUGUCGUCGUGGAUGGAUACGUAAAGCACUUUACCAGCAAAGAACUUUGGACGAGCAUGGAAAAGAAGGGCUGGGACUUGUCCACACAGUCGCUUGAGACAGCUGCGCCUGUCCGAUUAGUAGCUCGCAAAUUGAGCAACAAGGUGUAUUAG
Molecule: messenger RNA, 1404 nt
Organism: Cordyceps militaris CM01
Lineage: Eukaryota; Fungi; Ascomycota; Sordariomycetes; Hypocreales; Cordycipitaceae
Product: DUF647 domain-containing protein
Exons: 2
Coding region: 1-1404 (467 amino acids)
Source: RefSeq, a predicted model, not a curated record